AUGACGGCAUCACGUGAGACAUGGGGUAAUACGUACGACUUUAUAGUGGUGGGCGCCGGGGCUGCGGGUGCUGUGGUGGCCAACAAACUCAGUGAAUGCAAGUCAGUGCGGGUGCUAUUACUUGAAGCAGGAGGUGCUCAAAGUGCCACAUAUAAUGACAUCCCCGGGAUGUUUAACUACAUAUACAGGGAUGGCAUCAAUUAUUGGCCCUAUUAUUCUGAGCCCAGCCCUAACUAUGGACAAGGAUACCCUGGUGGUCGGGUUAUGGAGCCCAGGGGUAAAACAUUAGGGGGUAGCACUACACAUAAUAAUAUGGUGUUUAAUCGGGGUAAUCGUGGCGAUUAUGAUGACUGGGCCAACAUAUACGGUGCUGUCGGUUGGAGUUAUAAGGAUUUGUUGCCAGUGUUUAAGGAAUGGGAGAAUAAUACCGAUCCUUAUAUAGUGGCAAAUAAUCCGGGAUAUCACGGGACCAGU
Oppiella nova is the source of this 474-nucleotide messenger RNA. The record is from the annotation of a GenBank genome assembly. NCBI's taxonomy places the organism in Eukaryota, Metazoa, Arthropoda, Arachnida, Sarcoptiformes, Oppiidae.